This is a messenger RNA of Drosophila takahashii, 1146 nucleotides long. It is a transcript of the gene Grl36b, whose product is annotated as Gustatory receptor-like 36b. The record is from RefSeq and is a predicted model, not a curated record. Lineage: Eukaryota; Metazoa; Arthropoda; Insecta; Diptera; Drosophilidae.
AUGUCCUGUCUAACGAGCUUUCUGCAGCUGCUGCAAGUGCUGACAACGCUUUCGGGUUGCAACAUUUACAGAUAUGUCGAAGGCAGGCGGGUAUUCAGACUGAACCAUAAGAUUAAUUUUCUGGUGGGUGCUAUGCACAGAUUCUGGCUGCGACCCUGGCUGCUGUUGAUAUUCAUGAUGCACUUAAUUUACUGGGUGCUGGAGUUCCUCGGUGGACUGGCGGAUCCCACGUCCGGCAGCGAAAGACCCCUGAAUCUUAUCUACGGAAUGGGAAUGACCAUCGGCAAGAAUCAGAACUUCUUCAUCGCCAUGGGGUUGGCCUAUCAUUACAGGUAUCAUCGGACUUUGAUGCGACAGGUUCUCAAUGGAUUUGUGAAGACCUUUUAUAGCUACGAGAGAAUCUGUGGACGGGCACCGCGAAUGAACUGGUGGAUUUAUGGUAUCCAAUCCUACAGAGUACUUAUUGCUUCAUCGGCGCCUAUCAUUGCGACUUCUUCUGUGCUAGUUCCCGGUCUAGGACAAAAUCUAGACAUAUUCCUUAAUAAAUCUGGAAUAAUCUUCGUCUGCAUUCAGCCUCUUUUGUUAUCUUUGGCUGUAUAUUUGGGCCUCGCGAUCCUCUAUGUCUUUUAUGAUAUCCAGGUGCAUUGUAAGCAAAAAAAACCAUUUCAGCUCUACGUUUUUUACAGACAACUGAUAAAGCUUAGGCACAAUUUCGACUGUUUGGCCAGGCCCUUUGUGUGGACAGCCUUGUUGGAGAAUUUGUGUCUCUUCAUAUCAAGCUUUCAUUUGAUCCUGUACGAUCAGCAAUCAGUAGAGCACCUUGUGAAGAGUCUGAUAACCAUCUUUAUAUAUCCGAUCACCCUUCUCCAUAUGAAUGUGGGAAUCAGCACUGCCGAGAAAAAGUUCGGCCAAUUUAAGGCCAAUUUUAAGCCACAGCGACAGACACAAUCGCUAUGGCUUUACAGGCUCGUAAUAAAAGCGACUGUUGAUAGAAGUGAUACUAACGUUUUUCGUCUGGACCGUGGACUUAUUUUGGAAAUGCUAAGACUUGGUUGGGUUUUUUCCAUGUUUACAAAUAGCUUGAUGCUUAAUAGCACCGCCAGGCUUAAACACUUUCAGACUGUAAAUUAUAAAAAAUUGUUGUAG